CAUGGCCGGACCCCCCUGCAUCUUGCUGCCAAUAAGGGCCAUCUUCCUGUGGUCCAGAUCUUGCUGAAGGCUGGCUGCGACCUCGAUGUCCAGGAUGAUAUACUGAUUUAUGACAUGGUAAGGACUGAGAAUUAGUUGAAGAAUGACCUCCAGUGGCUUGGAGUGGGAUUAUUAUGAAUUUCAACCUGUGGAAACCAGUUCUUUAGAUUAUGCAACUCCAGGAGCAAAUUCUCCCUUGCUUCCCGCCAAUCCUGUCAACUCUCAUUGGAGUGCUAAUGCCAUCUCUGAUUGGUCAAGUCACAUAGCCCCCACCUCAGAAAUAGUCCAGGAUGCUGUGGCCACAAUGAAAGCCAUGAAAGAAGACAAAAAUAAGAAAAACCACAGAGGGAAGGUUAGGAAGGACCCUAGAAGAUCAGAGAGAGAAAAAGAGGGGGACCAGACUGCCUUGCACCGGGCCACGGUGGUGGGGAACACGGAGAUCAUCUCCGCACUUAUCCGUGAGGGGUGUGCCCUGGACAGACAGGACAAGGAUGGGAAUACAGCCUUGCAUGAAGCAUCCUGGCAUGGUUUCAGCCAGUCAGCCAAGCUGCUCGUUAAAGCAGGAGCCAACGUGCUUGCCAGGAACAAGGCGGGGAACACGGCUCUGCACCUGGCCUGCCAGAACAGCCACUCCCAGAGCACACGCGUCCUCCUGUUGGCCGGGUCCCGCGCUGACCUCAAAAAUAACGCAGGAGACACCUGUUUGCACGUUGCUGCGCGCUAUAAUCACUUGUCCAUCAUUAGGCUCCUCCUCAGUGCUUUCUGUUCUGUCCAUGAAACGAACCAGGCUGGAGACACAGCACUUCACGUUGCUGCUGCCCUAAAUCACAAGAAAGUGGCCAAAAUCUUACUGGAAGCCGGAGCAGAUACAACCAUUGUUAACAAUGCAGGCCAGACUCCGCUGGAGACUGCCCGCUACCACAAUAACCCGGAAGUUGCUCUUCUCCUCACUAAAGCUCCCCAGGUCUUGCGCUUCAGUCGCGGGCGAAGCCUGAGGAAAAAGAGAGAGAGGCUCAAGGAAGAGAGGAGAGCCCAGUCUGUGCCAAGAGAUGAGGUGGCCCAAAGCAAGGGCAGUGUCUCAGCAGGAGACACCCCCAGCAGUGAACAGGCUGUGCCCAGAAAGGAAGAAGGCAAAGAAGAGUUCCUGUCAGCCUCCCCAGAACCCAGAGCAAAGGAUGACAAGAGGAAAAAGUCAAGGCCCAAGGUGUCAGCAUUUUCUGAUCCCACCCCACCAGCCGACCAACAGCCUGGACAUCAGAAGAACCUGCAUACUCAUAAUCAUCCUAAAAAGAGGAACAGGCAUCGGUGUUCAUCCCCGCCCCCACCCCAUGAGUUCAGGGCAUACCAGCUGUACACAUUGUACCGGGGCAAGGAUGGGAAAGUGAUGCAGGCACCAAUAAAUGGUUGUCGAUGUGAACCUCUUAUCAACAAGCUGGAGAAUCAGUUGGAGGCUACUGUGGAGGAGAUAAAAGCAGAGCUGGGAUCGGUUCAGGACAAAAUGAAUAUAAAGCUGGGGCAGAUGGAGAAUAAGACCCAGCACCAAAUGCGUGUUUUGGACAAGCUGAUGGUUGAGCGACUCUCUGCAGAGAGGACAGAGUGCCUGAACCGCCUGCAACAGCACUCAGACACAGAGAAGCAUGAGGGGGAGAAACGACAGAUAUCCUUGGUGGAUGAAUUAAAAACCUGGUGCAUGUUAAAGAUUCAGAAUCUGGAGCUGAAGCUUUCUGGAGAUUCUAGGGCCUCCAGAGCUAAAUCCACACCAUCUACUUGCGAGUCCUCUACAGGUGUGGAUCAGUCAGUGGUGACUGCAGGUCCAGCAGCAACUUCUGACAGCUCCCCUCCAGUAGUUAGGCCCAAGGAAAAGGCCCUCAACUCCACUGCUACCCAGAGACUCCAGCAGGAGCUGUCGUCUUCUGACUGCACAGGCUCCCGAUUGAGGAAUGUCAAGGUCCAGACAGUCUUGCUACCCCUGAAUGAGGCAGGCAGAUCUGAUCAGCAGGCUGGGCCCUGCGUCAACAGAGGCACUCAAACUAAGAAAUCUGGGAAAAGUGGGCUGACAAGGCAUCGCACCCAGCAACCUGCAGCCAGCAGCACCUGUGGGCAGCUGCCACCAGCAGGAGGCGAGCAGACUGGCCCUCACAUUCGGGACACCUCCCAAGCUCUGGAGCUUACCCAGUAUUUUUUUGAGGCUGUUUCUACCCAGAUGGAAAAGUGGUAUGAAAGGAAGAUUGAGGAAGCACGAAGCCAAGCAAAUCAGAAAGCCCAGCAAGACAAGGCUACUUUGAAGGAACACAUUAAAAGUUUAGAAGAGGAACUUGCUAAACUAAGGACUAGGGUGCAGAAGGAAAAUUAGCACCAAUAAAGUGGAAACAAGGAAGGAUUCUUGAAGAUUUCCAGUUUUGCAACUGCAUAGUAGUUAUGCCCAAGGAGUCAACUAUUGUAUAUAUUGCAGAUUUGCCUUUAUAAAAAAUCGCUAAUUACUACAGUGUGCCAGAUACAUGUUUCCUAUGCCCGGAAGUUAUGAAGGCCUCAACAAUUAAACUGAAGCCAGGGGAAGCUUGCUUAGUUUUGGGUUUAAGCCUCAGUCCAGGUUCAUCUGAAGUUUGAAAGCUCAGAUUAAGCAAGCCAUGCCAAGAAACCGAAUGAUGUGUAAGCCUAGACUAUAAAAUUCAAGAUGUGUGAAAUAAUAUGUCAAAAGCAAGAAAAACUUAAUCCCGUCUGAACUCCAGUAGUCAUUCAUAUAAAACUGAACACACCUACUGUGCCUAGACAAGUGUCUUUCUCUAAGAGAGCUGUAACUCUGAGAUGUGCUAAGUAAACCCUCUUUCUCAAAUUC
Messenger RNA from Callithrix jacchus (white-tufted-ear marmoset), 2875 nucleotides. It is a transcript of the gene ANKRD6, whose product is annotated as ankyrin repeat domain 6. Gene Ontology annotation, biological process: protein K6-linked ubiquitination; positive regulation of JNK cascade; negative regulation of canonical Wnt signaling pathway. Gene Ontology annotation, molecular function: ubiquitin-protein transferase activity; protein binding. Lineage: Eukaryota; Metazoa; Chordata; Mammalia; Primates; Cebidae. The record is from RefSeq and is a predicted model, not a curated record. Gene Ontology annotation, cellular component: nucleus; cytoplasm; BRCA1-A complex.